Passer montanus (Eurasian tree sparrow) is the source of this 1090-nucleotide messenger RNA. RefSeq names its product interleukin-12 subunit alpha-like. Gene Ontology annotation, cellular component: extracellular region. NCBI's taxonomy places the organism in Eukaryota, Metazoa, Chordata, Aves, Passeriformes, Passeridae. Gene Ontology annotation, biological process: immune response. Bases 1 to 807 code for a protein of 268 amino acids. Gene Ontology annotation, molecular function: growth factor activity; interleukin-12 receptor binding. The record is from RefSeq and is a predicted model, not a curated record. The transcript has 7 exons.
AUGAGAGGAUCCUUAGGGUCCCUUCCAGCCCGAACCAUCCCACGACGCUGUGAUUCCGUGGAAGUUUACCCACGUGCCAACCCCAUCCCCACGUUUCGGGAAUCCCUCUGCGCAGAGCCCGCGGACGAGCUCCGGCCCCCCCCCGCCCAGCGCCUCAACCGCUCCCGGGAGCUGCUGCAAGCCGCCAACGCCGCCCCGCUGCGGCUGAAGGAAUCCAACAGCCUGGGAUUUGAGUGCACCCUUGAGGAGGUGGAUCUGCAGGACAUCACUGAGAACCACAUGAACACCCUCAGAGCCUGCACAGCUGAGGAGCCAGGGCCUGGAAAUUGCCCAACCCUGGAAAAAUCAGCUUUGGAUGAGGGAAAAUGCCUGCAGGGCAUCUCUGAGGACGUGAGAGCCUACAGGGCCCAGCUGAGGACCCUGCCCGACCCCCAGCUGCUGGCAGCUCUCGAUGGGAUGAUGGAGCAGCACCGGGCGGGUUCCGGAGGCACCACUGGGAUCACCGGGAUUGGGAUCGUUGGGAUUGGGAUCAUCGGCAUCGGGAUCGUUGGGAUUGGGAUCAUCGGCAUCGGGAUCGUUGGGAUCAUCGGGACUGGGAUCAUCGGCAUCAUCGGCAUCGGGAUCGUUGGGAUUGGGAUCAUCGGCAUCAUCGACAUCAUCGGAUCAUCAGGACUGGGAUCACUGGGAUCGCCAGGAGUGGGACGGGCGGCGUUCCCGGAGCGGCUGCGGCUCUGCGGGGUCCUGCAGGCUCUGCGCGUCCGCAGCGUCACCAUCUGCAGGGUGCUGAGCUUCCUCAGCUCCCCCUGACCCCGGGGAACACCCACUGAGCACCCCGCGGAAUGCCCACAACUUGUUUUUAGGGAGUAGUGCCUUUUAAGCCGUGUUGAAUUCCCGGGGUUUUGGGAUCUAAGCGGCGUUCCUGACUCUGAUUUAUCCCGAUUUAUUCUGCUGAUUCCUCAGGAACUGAGAGCUGUGUAUGGCAAUUCCUUUUCUUGGGGAUCCCUUCCAGCUCAGGACAUGCUAUUCCAUGAUUUAUUUGGGAUGAUAUUCCAUUCUGUUCCCUAAUUUAUUUAUUUGGGAUGAUAUUCCA